Messenger RNA from Styela clava, 10394 nucleotides. The record is from RefSeq and is a predicted model, not a curated record. NCBI's taxonomy places the organism in Eukaryota, Metazoa, Chordata, Ascidiacea, Stolidobranchia, Styelidae.
AGGUAUUAAGUGGAGAGCCUCCAAUAUAUCAAAAUCUGAGGGAAUGUAAGUUUUUGCAACUUACUGCCUUUUUAUUGUGAUCACUAUGUAGUAUCUUUAAACUGCUAAAUGUGUAUAUAUAUAUGCGUUAGGCUUUAGCUGUUAGAUGGCUACGGAUUAAAUUGAAAGUUGGCCAGCGCAUUCGUUUUAUGUCAUUUCAAUUGUCCGCUAUGUCUACUUUUACGUUGUUCUUCUUGAAUUAAGCAGUAUUAAAAACAUGUGCUUAGAUCAGGUCGGGGCGAUUUUUAGAUGAUUUUUUUCUUACAUAUAUAUAACACUCGUUUAGUGUAACAGCAUAGCUAUAUCAAUACAGUAUCAGGGGCACCUAAGGAAACGCUGUUGUAUGCGUAUCACUGUUCAUUUUUUCAUCAUAGAUCAGUUAAUUUUUACCUUCAGGUAAUACAACUCAAUUAUUAAGCUUUUGCUGUUGAUUAGCUUUGGCCGAUUAAAUUGAAACGUGUGCUUGUGGUUAGGGCAGGGCAUUUGGAAUCGAUUAGUAAAUUAUUCCGAUCGCUUCCGAUCAAAAUUUGUUAUUGCCGCCAUCUCGUAUUCUUUCUUUCCGCCAAUGGUCGAGGUUGAUUUCUCAGAUUUUCUGUAUUGGGUUAUUGUCGAAAACGUGUUUCUUAUUGUGUGUUAACGCUCAGCAAUCUGUCUGCGUUAUGUAUUCCAUGUUGUAAUUAAAUCAUUUGUUGUCGGGACCAAUUACAAUGAAAAGGUCGAAUACAAUAAUAUAUAUCCCAAGUCUUCGAGAUUUGAUUCGAUUCUGAAAUCAUUCGGAUAUGACCAGCUCUAAAUAUUGCAAUAUCUAAAUAAGUCCAUAUUUCGAACUGUUCAAUAUCAUAUUUAAAACAAAUCAUCUUUAUUACAACUAUACGUGUUAAAUAAUUUGAUUAAGUAGUCAGCAUUCCAAAAUAUCCAUUCGGACUUUCUCUACACUUUACAUGACUUCUUUUACAUUUCGUUUACACGUUUCAAUAUUUUUCACUUUUGCAAAAUUGUCAUAAAGUUUCACGUACAAUAACGUUAGCAUGGCUUCCGCUCAUUCCUAAAUCCGAUCUAAUUUUAAACCUAUUAGAAAUUAUGAAAUUCUAAUUAAUAUUAAUAAGUGGUUUAUGUUGUAAAAGAAAAAUAAAUUAUACGUGCUUUGAGAACUUUGGCAUGAAUAAAUUCAAAAAAUAACAUUUCAAAUGCAUGACAAAUAAAACUAACGCUUGACAUCAAACGAUACGGGAAGUACAUGUCAAACUUUCAGCAUGAGUUGACAAAUAAUCGAUUGUUAACACAAACAAUACACAUUCUUUAUAUCCCUAUAUACUUUGAUUAGAUUUAUCUUGCAUGGUUUAUUCUAAAACAAUCUUUUGCGCGCGCUCCAUCUGUCCAUCUGUCUGCAAUUCUUUGAUUACCUGAGCUUAUGAGCUGCUUUCAAGAGUGACGAACUCAUUUCCGCCCGCUCUAACAGACAACUGUUUUAUCCCUCUUUUCAUAUAUCUCUUUAAUCUGUCAUGUAAGGAGAAAACUUUCAUUGUUUACAAUAUAUCGGUUUUGAAUAGCAAAAAUAUUGUACUACAGCUAUUUAAGUUUCAUUCUCUUUUAUGCACUGCUCAAUUUAAUGUCGUAAAAGGGGACAAAUAGAGUAAAUUUUAAUUCAGUUUGUAUUGAUCACUUUCGCUUGAAACAAAACCAACUAACGGAACAAGUGCGUGAAUGAAACUGUUAACUAAAUGUGCUUAACACUCACACAAACCAUUUCAGUUCCACGACAUUAACUACGCCGACUCAGCACUUCAACAGACAUUUUAACAUUUUGGGAAAACAACAGUGAAACAUUUCAAUCAUCCCGGUUACUUUCAUUGUUCGCGGCCUGUCGUUUUACAAAUUUUGCUGCACUUUUUUUAGGUAAUUAAAUAAUUCUGUCGUAUAGAUAAAAUAUGCUCGAAUAUAAAUUUUUUUAUUUCCCUUCUUAUAUUUUAUUUGGCAGAGGCAUUUGAACCUCUCACUAUUUCGUAAACUUGUGUUUAUUUGAAAUAUGGCCUUUUAAACAUAUAGCGCUGGAAUCACUGCAAUUGUUAUGGUUGAUAUAUUUUAUGCUCCCAAAAUUUUUUUGCAGAAUUAAACAGCACUAUCAUUACGUAUUGCAUGUACUUAUUAUCAUAACAUCAUUUUACGAAAUAAUAUCGUAAUAUCAGUAAAUCUACAGAGCUGUUUAAGCAAAUAUUCAAACUCCAACAUUACGUUUCAUUACGUUACAUAUCUAUAACUGAUAAUCCAGAACCAAAUUCAAGUUAGUCCGCUUCCCAGUGAAUUCAUUCUAGUGUUUCUACAAUUCCAAGACCAGCUACGAUAUAAGGUAUUGUGCAUAAUGGUUGGACGAAAACGCGCUAGACGUUCAUGCUCAUACUGCAACGCCAGAAAUCACAACGUUAGAACAUGUGGCGUGAAAGCAUUGGCUGAAGAGACUGGUGAACGGAAAUUGCUACAAUGGUUGGCAACUUCCAAUGGAGGCAAUUCUACUGAACCUACUUACGAGAACGUGGAGGAAACUGGCACUUUUACGGAGUAUAACUCAACACGACGAAUAGGGACUCGUCAUCAGGUUUUUGGAGAUACAGUUCGGGAUUUGUUACCGACGACCGCUCCUUCGCCCUGCAUUGACGGACUUCGCGAUGGGUCUUUUCAAAAUCCAGGUGGUAUGGUAUGGCUUCAACAGGUCUGUAACUUAAAUAACUUUCUUUUAUUGAACAAUACUGGAGGUGGCGACUGCGCCUACAUUUCAAUUCUUGAUGGUAUGGGAUCCUUGGGCUUACCUAAUAAACCGGAUAAUGUCGUGCAAUUUAGGUCAAUCGUAGCAGAUGAACUAGGUAGUCGUCCACAUAUCUAUAGAGAUUUAUUAGAAACCGAUUCUGAUGAUCGCAAUUCGGAAUUUAAUACCUUUGUUUCCUUAACACGAAGUAGUCGUGAAUGGGCCCAGACAUGUUGUUUUUAUGCAAUAGCGGCCUUAUUUCCCAUAACAAUUCGUUUAUGGGACGAUAGGACGAAACAUUUUGGUACGUUUGGCACUUUUUCUCAAGUGGUCAAUAUUGGUUAUUUAUCCAAUGACUUACAUUACGUUGCUCUUCUCCCGUCCUUAAGAUCUGCUGCCAAUGCACGCGCUAAUAAUAUAACAAGUUGUUGUUUAGGAAAGGAACAGACAGCCAAAAAACGAAAAAUCAGAUCAAGUUCAUUCUCAUUAGACCAAGACGAAAUUGAGCCAGAGCCAAAACCGCAAGCUGCCUCCGAUUUCUUACCAAAUUUUAUUUCACACAUGACUUCUACCAAUCGCAUACCUAAGCGGACGGAGCGGCCAGAUAAACCAGAAUAUCCUUUAGAUCUUCGAGGAAAUGUUAAGGACACAAGAAAAUGUGUCAAUUGCUGCAGAAACAAUACAGCUAAGUAUAAUAUUAAUUUACGUAUCAGAUCUCAGGUAUCAGGUAAAAAAUAUGGAUCUAUCAAACCUAAAUCAACUUUAUUACACGUCCUACUGUGCGAUCUCUGUUAUAAGUACUUGAAUUCCACUUUUCAUUCAACCCGUAACUCCUGGUCUUGUUCUUGGCCAAGUGUUCUUUGGUCUAUAUUGUCAUUUACCGGCCACGAUCGUUCCAUUUCUCAUAAAGUUUGGUCGGCCUUGCCAAAUACAAUUAGGAAUAUGUGGCGUGGAAUGGAAAUAAAUAAUACAUCAUGUCGAUUUCUAGAUCGUACUCACGAUAUCAUUACAUUUAACUCUCUCGUGGGAACUCAUGACAUGGGAUACAUUAAAGAGGCUUUUAAUGCUUUCCCAGUUGCCGACGUCAUAUGCCCUUUGGGUUGCUGGGAAUUUGUAGAAGAUUGCGACUACAUCCCAUUCUUGCAUUAUUUGACAGGUAUUACAGAUGUCAAACUAUCAGGAGCUGAUCCAGACACAUUCAGAGGAGCACGUCCUGACUGGCCGCCUUUACCAACAAGAUAUCUAGAAACAUACAUAUGCGCAGCUGGAAUGUGUGUAUCAGAUGAACAUGGAAUAAGCAUUUUAUGGUGCCGGAAUAAGCACGAUUCUCUUAAACGUCCAACACUUCAUCCACCAACCAAUCCCGUUCUUCGACCAAAUGCUGAACAAGGAUGCGACUUCCUAGCUCCGUGCACUCUUAUUCCACAUUUUAAACGUUUAGGUAAAAUUAAACAAUGGAAUUCUUCAGGACAUGUAAUAGACGUACGCGGCGGUCAUUUUGGAAUGUCGUCCUGCUCACUGAACCCUAUGCCAUCUAAAAUGACUAUUUCUCGUGACCAACACAUAGUCAAUUCUCUAAUAGUAGGACAACGUAACGAUAUUAGAAAAAGACUUUUCAGAGAUCCGACUAGAUGUCGCGAUGCAGAAUCGUACCUGCUUACAUAUGAUGUAAAUCGUCGUGAAAAGUCGGGUUUAUAUGACGAUGAUAUCAUUGGGAAGCAUCUAUCUUCGGGAACAUUUGUAUCGGAAGUUGAUGCUUAUUAUAUGUGGCGAGCUCAAAAAGCAAGGCAAGUACAGAAUUCUAAACAAUCUGACGCUGAUUUGAUUGAACCCCAUAAACUGUUUAUAGUCAUAGUCCAUCCCGCUGACUCAUUCGGUUCCAAGCCAUUCAUAUGCAAAUUGGGGGUUAACUUUAGUAAUGACACCAAUCUUUACGUUUAUAAUGGUAACCAAGGCCCAUGGUCGCCAGCAGGACUAAUAUGUUUCAUACUCAUACAUUGCAGACAAUUAUACAAUAAUGCUUUAAUGCAAGCUGUUGAAAAUUUAGACCAAUAUACUGCUUCAAUUUUAUCCACAGUUGCUUUUAUUGAACUAUUUCAAAGUCGCACUAAACUAAGUAUGACGAAGAUUGUUUUUCAGAACACUUUGAAUAAUACAAUUCUCUCUCAUCAACAACAAGUUGGAAAUUCACAGGCACAUCAGUUAGCGAUUCUUUUGUCAAUUAUUGUUGGUAAAUGCGUGACUCACGUAACAGACGAUUUCAGUCAUCCACCUUCUCUACUGUUAAACGAUGAAGAAAUUCUGUUGCUUGUCAAGCCUCAGUCUUCCCGAAACCGUCAUUCUUCACCUCCGCAUUUCUUCAUGGGCAGGCAUCUUCUCAUGCUUUUGUCUUCCAAGCAUGGGCAUGCUUUUAGAUGGAACCACACAAUGCGUUGGUGGUUGGUUGAUGGCAAACUGGUGCGCAAGUUUGAUCUUCUUCCACAUCUUCCCUCGUGGCAACUAGCUAUAUACGGCGCUACUUCGAAUGCGGUUGAUGAGGAACUCCUUUCGAGAUCAUUAGACGGACAAAGACAUUUCAAGUGUGGAAAUCCUUCACAUCGAGACUUCCUACUCAAGGAACUUCGAUAUACUAAUAAGCAAUGUUUUAAAACAACAUGCUCCAACAAAGCUGUUUGGGGAUGCCACUGGAGCUUUUUGGGGAAUCAAUGCAAUGUCGGAAUAUGUCGCAGUCAUUUCAUGUCUGAGAUGAAUAACGGUGAGGUUGUUGAAAUACAAAACGAAGGUGAUUCCGUUGAGGUAGCUGAUACCGUAAGUAUGGAUGAAGGUAAUGAAGUUGAUCCCGAUGUUAUUGAUAAUUCACCCGCAGAUUCUGAUAACUCGAGUAACAAUGACGAUAAUGAUGUGAAUCACAUUAUAUUACAUCACUCUAAUUUGGACUUUCCUGAAGAUGGCGCCAUUACUGCUCCUUUGCAUACUCUUUCAACGAAUGUUCCCACGUUUAGUGCAAACAGCAGUUUCUUUCCUUUGCAUUUUUUAUUAAAUGACACUUUUCAGGUUUUAAAGAGAAGCGUACUUCGGAGAAAAAAUGCAAGAUCACAAAACUUACUGCAACACUUUGCUGGCAACAACGACUCCACAACUGUGUCUUUACUUUUUCCUGAAGCACAGAUUCUUCCAACAUCUUUUUGGGCGAUGAAAGAUAAUUCUCCUGUUGGCGCCAUGCAUCAAUCUCUUUUCUGCCAUUCAACAUCUUUUCGCACAAACAGAUCCGUGCGAUCCAAGCACGAUAUGAUCCGCAUUCGAAUACGAGAUCAUCACCUGCCAUCGAGUCAACAACAUUCACAUCUUCAUUUUUAUUUUGAUUUAAAACUUAACGAUAAAUUAAACAGCAAUUCAUCUGCACUUGUUUUCAGGCGAGGACUUGAACAUAUUGCCGAGAACAAGUCGUUGCAUUGUUUAGCGCAGGACAGCCCUAUCCCUUACGACGAAUCCGACAGCAAUGUUAAAAUUCGUGAAUUGACGGCGCUCACAACCAAAUAUCCAUGGAAAUACUGGAUGACCAUGACGUGCAACGAAGUAAGGACUCCAGGUUCACCUGGCAACAAAGCCCACGUUCACAUCGGUGCAGCUUUAUUUGACGAAGAUGAGGAGACAACUUUGAAUCGUAUUUCUUGCAAUCCUGAAACCGUGUUCAAUGAUGAAAGCUUUGGGGUCACACGUCAUCAACUCCUGAGAAAAGGAAUCGUUGAAAAUUCUUCUGACUUCGAUGACCUGAAGAAGUUGUAUCUUAAAGUGUCAACGCAUGACUGCGCGAAGGCCGGCGAAAGAUGUAUGAAGCGUAAAAACGACAAAGGAGAGGUAGUAUGUAGAGUUCCUAGGCAUCCAACAAGUUUCCAGUACUUUUUUCAGGAAAACCAUAAUCUUUAUUGUCCUGACAUGACGGAGCGAAUGCGACGAAUUGGAUUUGCCGCCAACACUGAUUGCCGACAGCUUGAUGGUUCUAUUUCCAGCAGAUUGACAAUGAUUGAUCCUAGGCUACGUGGAGGCAGAUACCACUACCCAACGAAGAGCCCGCCAACUUAUCUGCCGACCAUACCCUUCUUGCAAUGCGCUUUGGGAGCAAGUUUCAACUGUACUGCCUGCGAUCGUCGGUUCGCAACAUCGUAUUUAAUAAAGUAUCACGUAGGUAAAGAGAGCCACAGUGGAGGUAAGUAUGUAAAAGGAGUCGAAAAAGGUAAUGUGAAAGUUAUUGAUGGUGGUUUAGAACAUGUUAAAAUAUCUGGUCAGCAAUUACUUAACAAGACUGAAACUAGUAGAAAUCGCUUAAAGGGUUUAUCCGUAACUGAAAUAGGAUAUUACGAGAUGAAUACCUUUAUUAACGAUGCUAGUUACACAACAUCAACAGCUGAUUUUAUACACGUCAACACAAAUCCUCCAGAGUAUCGCGUUUGGCGAGUCAAAUCAAAGAAUGCUUCCGCACACCAGCGUAACUAUGGACUAACUGGUGGUCGUUCACCAUUCGUUGACUGCAGACUUGUUGAAACCGUUCCUCAUUGGAGGCGUUUUACUGUUAAUCAACAGCUACAUGCUCGAGACUAUGCCCAAUCUGAAUUGAUGUAUUCCAAUACAGAGAAGUUUAAUAUUCGUCCUCCCGAACUUUUGUCAGUUAAUAAAUUAUUGGUAUACCAUGAAAUAUUUGUUUAUACUGGUCAUCGAGCUUCUUCUAACCUAAAGAUAUCUUUAGAUCCAAUGAAUGAUGCAUUUCAUGACGCGUGCGGCUACGUGGUGAAGAUAAGACGAUCCGGGCUCAACAAGUUGCACCACUUCUUGCAGAAUACUGAUCUCACGUCCUCAAGUCAAACAAGUCACAUUGCGUCCAGUAGGAACUUUCUCGUGAAACUUCUUGAACGUCUUUCAUCGGAAAUCGAAUCGGAUGCCCAACUGUCUUCUAAAAUAUUUAUUGACGAGAAAUCUGUGAAAGAAACUGUUGCAGUUAGCUCUUAUGUUUACCCCACUAAGAAGAUCAAUUUUCUUUAUCAUAUGGUGCUGACUCUCGGUUCCUAUGAGACGGAAUUUGAUUUAUUCACCCGCACAACUUCAUUUCGUAACGUCUUCACAAGAGCUGGACUUAUUCCGAGAAAAUCCGCAUACAAUGAACAGGAUGCAAACCAACUUUUCAAACUCUACAUGGACGCAGAAGGUCUACACCUCCCUAUUACUAGAAGAAGAUUGGAGAGGUAUACCAAGUUAGCUGACGAACUUAUAACACAAAUUGUUUGCCUUUCCGGUGAAAUAAGUUCAAAUAUCCCUCCUAUUUCUGAAUUGUCUAUAAGAACAACCGCUGAGAAACAGAUAGAAAUUAUAGAAAAAUUCAGACGACGAACCUUGGUAGAGUCACUACGAAACGCCUUAGUUAACGCCGGAGUAAGAAACCUACCAACGACGGAUGACGUCUUCACUGCCAACUUAUCUCAACCCCUUCAUAAUUGGAUACCAUUGUUUUCGGAAUGCGCAACUACGUCUCUUAUACCGAGAUCAGAUCAUCAAUCUGACGAAAGUUAUUCGGAACAAAUUAAGACUUUCAACAUAAUAUUGAAUGCAUUAAAAGAUUACAUGGACCCCGAACCGAAUACAUCUUGCGGCAGAUUCCCUUGCAUUGUUGGACCCCCAGGAUCGGGUAAAACGUUUUUGAUCCAGCUAAUUGCUUUUGUCGCCCUUAGCCUCGGGUUUCGAGUGUCGCUUCUUUCGUUGACUUCUGAACGGGCUAGGUCAUUAGGUGGCAUACACAUUCACCAAGCUUUUCCGUUGCCUGUUACUGACAAUCACAACAAAUUGCCAGAUAGGACAUACUCUAAUUUGAUGCAAAACUUAACUAAGUCCGGAACGAAAAUGGUAUUGCUUCAAAGAACUGACAUUUUUAUUUUUGAAGAAAUUGGACUUAUUUCAUCUGAAACAUACGCCAUAUUGGAUAGGUGCAUGAAAGAUAUAAUGUCUUCUUACGAGUCGUUUGGUCACAAGUUCGUCAUUGCCAAUGGAGAUCCGUGGCAGCUUCCACCUCCACGUGGCGCCCCGUUUUGGACAUCGAUGAACUUUAUGGCUUACUUUAAUGUAGUACAACUAAAACAUUUCGUUAGAUCGGCUAGUGACCAAAACCUACAGAAAAUCAUCAGAUUGAUUCGACAACCUUCAUUGCAAGAAGAACAAGUCAACGACAUCGUUAAUAUUUUGGAUAAAUCGUGCAAUUUUGUGGAAGAUUGGUGUACUGUUCCAGACGAGGCAAUGAGAAUUGUAUCAACGCGCAAAGCCGAACAAAUGGUUAUUGAUGAAUUUUUAAAAGGUAAACUGGAAGAUCCUGAUGUUCAAUUGAAAAAGUUCAGUGCAGUGGAUGAGGUAUACGACGGAAUGACUUGGGGGCAGGCUACCAAUACGCAAACUCGUCAAAUAACGCGACAAGUUUUAGAGCCCGAAGAAAUUAUGUUAUUUAACGGCUCUGUUCUUAGACUAACGUAUAACAACAAUUCAGGAAACACAAAAUUCUCGCAAGGACAACUCUGCGUUGUUCAAGACAUUUUUGAUACUAAUGUGUUGCAGUCAGAUGUUGCGAUUCGCGUCAAACUAGUACCACCUGGGGAACGCCUUUUCUCUACAACGAACUCAGAUUGGCCCGGUUUAGUUUUAAGGCCAAGGUAUACCGCUGAUGUCCUUAUAAACGGAAAGACUCAUGCAAGAAGACUUCAGCUACCCGUUCGAUUUUAUAAAGCUAACACCAUUCAUAGAAUCAUGGGAGAAACGUGCCGACUAGUCGCUACCGAAAUAAAUAACCAAGAACAAAGCAAACGUCAUUUACGUCUCUGGGAAAAGUCACAACUUCUCGUCCUCCUCUCAAGAGUUCCAUCCUUGUCCUGCUUGUUUUUUGUUGGAAAACAUUCAAUAACUUUAUGUACAAUUUCAGAAAUGUUACGUACCGAUGACUUCUGGACGUCGCACAUAUCCGACAGGUUACUGGCAAAUACCUUUAGUCAAUGUCGUUAUUUAUCCAAUUCCAAAUAUCCAUAUUCUUUCAGUUCUCGAGAAAUUCCUACUUUCAAAUCCGGAGUUGUUUAUUUACUCAUUUCCCUACCGUUCCCAAAUGUUUCUUAUUUAGGACAAACAGGCCGCAACAUUAAACGCAGAAUUGCGGAGCAUAAUGCCGGUAAUGGCACUACCUUUACCAGCCAAGGACAUUACAUGCCAUGGGCUCCCCUCGCCAUCGUCUAUGGUUUCUCUGACCAUAUCUCCGAAAAUGAAGCGGAAAAGCAACGAAGGCAUGUGGAACAAACAAUUCAUUGCCACCUACAAAGGAAUUUCUCACCUGAAACUGCCUUAUCGAUAAUGAUUAACGUUGUGUCAGGAACUAUUUCUUCAAUGGAAAGGAUGGAAUAUUACGACAAUCUCAUUGUUGAGAGACUUGGACAUCUUCGAUCCAGCAUCAAUGGCGGGAUUAUUGGAACUGAAAACACGGAAAUAUGAAGUUCUUUUCUGUAUAUAUUUUUUGUCUUACCGCUACCUCAUUUUUUCCUUCAAUUAUUGAUACUACGAUAUCAAAACAUAUUUUUCCUACCUACGGUACUGUUGC